AAUAUAAGUAAAACAAAGCCCAAAAUUAUAGCUCUCUCUUCUCUCUCUCUCACUUUCGCGAUACGCACAAUCACAGAACCCUCUUCCUCGCCCCGCCCCUGAAUCCCAGUCUGCCGCGCCGCCUCCCCCUGUCUGCCUCGCCUCCGCCCAAGGUGAUUCAAGUUGCAAUAAGGUUUGAAAAUCAGUUUUCGGCAGAUAUGGCAUUGAAGCCCUCAAUGCCUUCUUCGAGCCUUAUUGAUCAACAAGUGUUUCCAGGAGAUGUGGUACUGGACCUCUCCAAAAUAACUAGUCAAACCAUCAAGCUUGGUGGUGGCCUCCGUCAGGAUGGUGAUGUAAUAUCUGUUGUGAAAGCCGGAAUGCUGAGAUUCUCAAAACCAAACAAGUAUUGGGUUGAAAGCUCCCACAAACGGUAUGUGCCUAGUGCUGGGGAUAAUGUUCUUGGUAUAGUGGUUGAUGCAAGGUCUGAUAAUUUUUUUGUGGAUAUAAAAGGUCCCAUGCUAGCCUUUCUGCCAGUGCUUGCUUUUGAAGGUGGAACCAGGAGAAAUAUUCCCAAGUUUGAGAUGGGCACUUUGUUGUAUGUCCGAGUUGUCAAGGCAGAUACCGGCAUGAACCCUGAGUUGUCCUGCAUGGAUGCCACUGGGAAAGCGGCAGAGUAUGGUCCCCUUAAAGACGGGUUCAUGUUUGAAACGUCAACUGGAUUAUCAAGAACGUUGCUGAGCUCUCCAACUAGUCCUGUUCUUGAGACUCUUGGGAAAAAGAUUGCUUUUGAGAUUGCAGUUGGCUUGAAUGGCAGGGUUUGGGUAAGCCUCAUGUUUAUUUAUGUCGCUCUUAUAAACUUUUAUCCACUUCAUGUAUUUGUUAUUUGUUUAGGUGAAUGCUUCUACUCCAUCAAUUAUUGUACUAGUUUCAAAUACAAUCAUACAAACGGAGUCGAUGAGCCCUACACAACAAAAAAUCAGGGUGGAAAGCUUGCUCCAGAAAAUGCAGCAAUGAACGAAAAUGCACAUCAUAUGAUUUUGCCUUAAUUUUUUUAACGUUGGAUCAUCUAUGUUGUUUUGAAUUUGAUUUAGGUUAAUCAUACUUAAUUUUAACAUGAAA
Messenger RNA from Salvia miltiorrhiza (redroot sage), 1098 nucleotides. RefSeq lists its product as uncharacterized. Bases 198 to 1025 code for a protein of 275 amino acids. Gene Ontology annotation, biological process: U4 snRNA 3'-end processing; CUT catabolic process; nuclear polyadenylation-dependent rRNA catabolic process. NCBI's taxonomy places the organism in Eukaryota, Viridiplantae, Streptophyta, Magnoliopsida, Lamiales, Lamiaceae. The record is from RefSeq and is a predicted model, not a curated record. The transcript has 9 exons. Gene Ontology annotation, cellular component: nuclear exosome (RNase complex); cytoplasmic exosome (RNase complex). Gene Ontology annotation, molecular function: RNA binding.